AUGAUUAAGACCAUGAUUCAGCAUGCGAAGAAACAUCCAGGGUUAAUCCCUCAGUUUGUCUUCAUGAGUCUGGGCGUCACAGGGGCGACUUUCUACCUGAUCCGACUGGCAAAAGGGCCUCAUGUCACCCUCUGGGACAAAAAGAAUAACCCUGAGCCCUGGAACAAGCUCGACCCAACCUACCAGUACAAGUUUCUGGCCAUCAACACCGACUACAAGAACCUGAAGAAAGAGGGUCCUGACUUCUAAAGGUUCUCCAGGCAACUCCAGGGGCACCAAGUUUAGUAGGAUCCCCUGCUGUGAAACUUCUCCCUAACUUCUGUCAAACCUUACUCUGCUACAGUAACUCUGAUUGACUUAUAGCAUGUUUAAUGAUAUUAAAGACCACAUGAAACAAACAGGUGUCUUUUUGGAGUAUAAUUGGUGUCAUCUGUUUUAGAAAACACAAGGAAAAAUCAGAGAUGUUUGUGAUAUUGAGAAGUAAGCUUAAAACAGAAAGUGAAGCCUGGCUUUAAAGCUCCAAACAUGUUUUCUAGUCCGGAAGCGAUUGAGUAUGCUGUGGCAGCGACCCAGCUGACAAAGUGACAGGAGAUUGUUUUUUCCUGCUUCAUUGUAAUUCUUUACAUACCUACAUGAUUUCAUUACCAUUCUUGGGGUCAUGAUUCAAAAUGGAUUCUCAGUUCAGCAGAAAAGU
Molecule: messenger RNA, 694 nt
Organism: Melanotaenia boesemani (Boeseman's rainbowfish)
Lineage: Eukaryota; Metazoa; Chordata; Actinopteri; Atheriniformes; Melanotaeniidae
Product: cytochrome c oxidase subunit NDUFA4
Exons: 4
Coding region: 1-249 (82 amino acids)
Source: RefSeq, a predicted model, not a curated record